AUGCAAAAUGAAAAGGCUUUCAACUUCGAAGUGGCAAUGAUCGAAGUAGUUGAAGCGAUCGAUUUCGUGGAUGUUUGCAUUGCUCAACGAGGUGUAACAGCUGCGCUCGUAAAUCUUAUCCAACCAUUAAGCGAUGCGAGAAGUAGAUACGAUGACCAGAAUUCCAAUCGUCGUGAUGGAGUCAGAUCCUUUCCGGACUCGGUAACACUUACCGCGAUUUUUCGAAUGGGUAUGACUAACAAAGAAGCCUUUCGCGUCAGCCAAACCUCUCUUGAGGACGCGAUAGGUAUCGCAUUGAAUGCAGAGUAA
Molecule: messenger RNA, 309 nt
Organism: Plasmopara halstedii
Lineage: Eukaryota; Oomycota; Peronosporomycetes; Peronosporales; Peronosporaceae
Exons: 1
Coding region: 1-309 (102 amino acids)
Source: RefSeq, a predicted model, not a curated record